Messenger RNA from Colletotrichum truncatum, 1236 nucleotides. RefSeq lists its product as uncharacterized. Lineage: Eukaryota; Fungi; Ascomycota; Sordariomycetes; Glomerellales; Glomerellaceae. The record is from RefSeq and is a predicted model, not a curated record.
AUGAUAAGAUGGCCGAGGCAUUGGCUGUCGUCUGGUCUAUCACGUCGCGUCUUCCAAAGGCGAUGCUUUCAUCAAUCUAAGCCAGCCCCUGAUGGCUCUGUCGACAUUGCCAUUGGUUCUUCAGGUACCAUCACAGUAGACCUCCACAAUGUCUUCCGCCAAUCCUCAUCAACGCCCCUUGUGAUAUACAUACCACCAGUCUCACCACUUGCGGGUACGCGGCCGGCUGUACCCGGGUUUCUUCAGCCGUAUCCAACAGCUGUUAUCAACUACCGGUGGUCGGCUCCGAUCCCCACCUCCGCGUCUCACGCCGAGGAGGAGCAUGACUUCACUACACCCCUUCAGUGGCCGACACCCAUCCAUGACAUUCUGGCCGGUUACACCUGGAUUGUCGAAAACCUGCGUCCAGACCGCAAUGCCCGCCGCGACUUGUACAUCUACAGCUCGCACGCCGGCGCCAGCCUCGCCGCAUCCCUGGCUCUAACGGAGUCUCAUCAUCACGAGCGCGUGGCCGUCCGGGGGCUUGUUGCCUGGAACGGUAUCUACAACUGGACCAUGUUCCUCCCGGAUCACAAGGUCAACAAACCACUGACCGCGCGUAGUCGGAAGCUCCCGCCGCGGCCCGAGGAGGGCUCGGCUUUACAUCUCCUGCAGAGCGAAAUGCCUGAUCUGUUCCGGAAGCCUGUGGACUUGUUCGAUCACUUCGUAAGCCCAAGCCUGUUCUUCCAGACGGCGGGGAUGCUUGUACCCCCUACUUUCGCGCAGGCCGCUGCGGUCACAUCGUUUUUAGAUCAGAUGACUUCAAUAGCGCCUGAUCAAAAGCCGUUAGACCUGAUGGCCGCGGCAGCCACCGCGUUCACGGCCCCGAGGCGGAGCGCACUCAUCUUCCCGCCAAGGCGGUCUACCCUGAAGCUACCUGCAACAUUGUUUCUUCACGACAGCCCGCCGGUGCCAGUGACGAAACGGAAGACGAAGAAGACUGUGAUGACGAGGAACCGUAGGGCUGGGGGGCACACAUUCGAGGCUCAGACGCUGGAGUUGGCAGGGCUCAUGAGGAGAAGCUUAGAGAAGUUGGAAUUCAAGUCGAGGACGGAGUGGGACGAGGACUUUGACGCCGACGCUGAGGCCGAGAAACGAGUGAAGGUUGUGGAUGUUGGAGAAAAUAAGGGCAUGGAGCUGGGAGAAGAAGGCCAGAACGUUAUUAGGAGGUGGUUAGAGGAAAGGUUUUGUUCAUGA